This is a messenger RNA of Parnassius apollo (apollo), 1194 nucleotides long. The record is from the annotation of a GenBank genome assembly. Lineage: Eukaryota; Metazoa; Arthropoda; Insecta; Lepidoptera; Papilionidae.
AUGGACGCAUAUGGCUUAAGAAUCUUGCUUACGUGUGGCAACCCUAAACUGAACGAUACCGAGGAGAAGUGGGGAGUGCGUCCACCUCAAAUCGGUUUUGUCAGCGCGUGGCCGCCGGGCGAGCCGCGCCGCCGCGUGGCCAUCACGGCCGACCCCGACGCGAUCCCACUGGUGGUCCAGAGCGGCCACCAGCUACCACCAUGUCGUAACAUGAUGGGUUACAACAGCCAGGGCCACGGAUACAACAAGUUAUUUACCCAGUUGUUCAGUCGAGUGCGCUGCGCCGCGCGUCGCAUAUCAUUCGUUUCAAAGACUUGGAUUUGGAAAGGCUGGUUUGACGGCAAUACGUUUGAAGAUUGGGUGGAAACCGUAGCCCUUCCAUACUUCAAUAAUAAAACUGGGAAAAAAAUAUUGAUAGGAGACAACCUGUCUUCACAUUUGUCUUUAGAUUUAAUUAAAAAAUGUCAACAACAAGAAGUACAUUUUGUAUUUCUGACACCGAAUUCAACGCACCUGACGCAGCCACUUGAUGUAGCCUUCUUUAGGCCUGUGAAAAUUGCGUGGCGUAACAUUCUCUUUACGUGGAAAAAAUCUGAAGGCCGGGUAAUGCCCACAAUACCAAAAAAUGUUUUUCCGAAAUUACUCAAGCAGUUACUAAAUAAAAUGGAACCAAAUACAAAACAAAAUAUUUUAGCUGGAUUUAUGAAAGCAGGAAUAAGCCCCCUGAAUAAAGACAAAGUACUCAAUAGAUUGCCUGGAAAUAACUUAAGACACGAAUUUUGUUUGGAAGAAAAAGAAGCAAUUGAUGAAUCAGUGUUGUCAUUGUUAAAGGAAAUGCGAUAUGGGCCAGAAAAUACUAGAACUAUUCGUAAACCAAAGAAAAUAAAUGUUAUACCUAGAAAAAGUGUAGAAGAUAGUGAUUAUGUAGAAAGCGAUAUUUCAAGUUCAAAUGCACUCUCGGAUGUUGAUUCACAAGUUGCGAAAGACCAACGCCAAAAAGACACACAACCAAAAAUACGCAUUUUAUCUGAUGUUAUAUACAAAGGAAAUAUGAAAAAAACUAUUGAACUUAAAGCUAGUGCUAAUCGUCUCAAAAAAUCUAAUUAUUAUGAGAAUAACUUGGAACCUUCUUUAAAACCUAAGCCUAGUAUAUGUGGUCUCAGAAGACCUAGGUACUAUAAGGAUGACGUGUAA